AUGUUUGAGCAGGAAAGAGAAAAUUUCGUUAAAGGCGCAGGUUUAAAAAAAUGCUUACAAUUUUUGAAUUUAACAUUUUUAGUGACUCGAGCUCCAGGAAAGAGGCAAAUAAAGCCAAGUGUUGCUUUAUUUGAAGCUGAAUUUAAUAAUGGAGUAAUUGACGGUGAUGAUGAUGAAGAUUUGGACUUUACAGCGGAAGAUCACUCUGGUCAUUCCAUUUCUGGUGGGUCUAAUGGUUCUGAAGAAAGUGAGAGUGCUACUGGAUAUGAGAGUGGUUCUGAGGAGUCUGAAAGUGGUAAAAUGAAUGAAGAGGGGAGUGAUGAAAUUGAUAAUAUUCCAAGUACUUCGUCUGGAAAUGUUACAAAUUGUCAAAAUAACUGGUUAAUUGAUAAAAAUGAAAAAUUGUCUCAACUUUGUUCAAUAUGCCUUAAUGACAAACAAUCUGAAAUUUUUGGAGAUUUAAUUCAAUGUGACAAAUGUGGAUUAUUAGUUCACGAAGUCUGUUAUGGAGUUGCUAAUGAAUUAAUUGAAUCCUCUUCUAGCAACAGUCAAAGUUCUUCAACCUCAACAGAACCCUGGUUUUGUGAACCUUGUUUGUUUGGGGAUGGAAGUAUUCCUUAUUGCCAAUUAUGUCCAAACAGAUUUGGAGCUUUUAAACUUUCUGACAUCCCAAAUAAUUGGGUUCAUUUAAUUUGUGCUCUUUAUACUCCGGGUAUUCAAUUUGUUGAUCAACAACAUUUGUCAGGCAUUAGCUGGCAAAAUAUUGAUUAUCGAAAUUUUGGGAGAAAACAAUGUGGUGCUUGUAUUGAUCAAUUAGAUUCUAGAACUGGAAUUACUGUAAAAUGUGAUGCCGGUCUUUGCAAAAAUUUUUAUCAUGUUACCUGUGCACAAAGAUUGGGUUUAUUAAUUGAGAAUCACUUACCUCGAACAACAAACAAUCCAGAUAUUGGAUAUAUUUAUUGUAAACGGCACAAUAGCCAUGAAGUAAUGAUAAAUGCACAAAAAAUUGCAUUUUCAAAAUUUAUGAAGCAAGAAGAUCGUCGAAUGGUGGAAUUUAGACAUAUUCAAUUAAACCCGCGUCAAGAAAGAAAAUGGCAACAUCAACUAGAAAUUAGAUCGAAAAAAAAGAAAGAUUUAAUAAUUCCAGAAUUUACUCAUCAGAAGAAAGUAAAAUUAUUACAUACAAGUCCGCAAUAUUUAAAUGAAUUUGCUGAAAAAGCUGAAUUGCUUGGAAUUAAUCGACAACAAUUUGAAGAAGAAUUUUAUAAAGUUCCAGCCUCUCAACUUCCUAUGGGAUUAACACCUGCAUUUUCUGUUGAUUUUAUAAAUUAUAUGACAUAUCGAGAUAAUGUUGUUUUGAGUGAAGAAGAAAAAUGUAUUCCAAAAUUACAACAUCAAAAAGAACAACUUUUAGAAAAUCAAACACAAUUAGAAAUAAAUAUUCAAAAAGCAAAAGAAAGACAUAAUGAAUUGAGUGAAAGAAUUACUUCAAAACACAAGUUAUUUGAAAAAUUAAAAUCUGUUCUGAAUUCUAUUUCGCCUUCAUUAAUUAAGGAAGAAACAAUUAAUAGACGACAAUCUUUAUUGAAUCCAGAGAAUUGGAAUAAAGCAGUGUACAGUAUUUCAAGACUGAGUGCAGAUUCAACAAAUAUAUUGCCUUCUAUCAAAUCAUUCCAAUCUUCCCCAAAACAAUCAGAAUCAUCUAAAACUUUUGGAGAUGUUAUUCCAACAACAAUUUUUUCUUCAAAAUUUGGUUCUCCUUCUAAACAAUAUAAAAGAUUAAUUUCUUCCACAACAUUACCUUUAUCACGUGCAACUGAUAUUGGAGGAGGAACACCUUCAAAAUUUAAAAUAAUUUCAAUCGAAAAAAAGGAAUUAUUGAAUUGUUUUAAAUGCAAAUCGAUGAAAGAACCUCAUCUUCUUAUUAAUUGCGAAACUUGUAAUUUUUAUUAUCAUAUUGGUUGUUUAGAUCCACCACUCGAAAAAAUGCCUGUUAAAAAUAAAUUUUCUCGUUUUGAAUGUUCUGAUUGUGCAGAAAAAAGAAUGGAGGCAGAAGAAGCGGCAUUAGAAAUGAAAAUUGAGGAAAUAUCAGAAAAAUGUCCACUUGCUAUUGGACGAUCUAGACGAAAGCCUCGGACAAAAUUAUUUUGA
Molecule: messenger RNA, 2151 nt
Organism: Meloidogyne enterolobii
Lineage: Eukaryota; Metazoa; Nematoda; Chromadorea; Rhabditida; Meloidogynidae
Source: the annotation of a GenBank genome assembly